AUACACAUCGCAGUUUGUACUGAAUGCCUAGAUACACAUCGCAGUUUGUACUGAAUGCCUAGAUACACAUCGCAGUUUGUACUGCAUGCCUAGAUACACCGCACAGUUUGUACUGAAUGCCUAGAUACACCGCACAGUUUGUACUACAUGCCUAGAUACACAUUGCAGUUUGUACUGCAUGCCUAGAUACACAUCGCAGUUUGUACUGAAUGCCUAGAUACACAUCGCAGUUUGUACUGAAUGCCUAGAUACACAUUGCAGUUUGUACUGAAUGCCUAGAUACACAUCGCAGUUUGUACUGAAUGCCUAGAUACACAUCGCAGUUUGUACUGAAUGCCAGAAAGGAUGGGUGGUCAGUGCCAGACCCACGUGUGGUCAGCUCGCUCCAUGUUGGGCUGGUGCCAGUGACGGGUGGAACGAUGAGUGGUGUAGGUAGAUGUGGGGUGACAGUCAACGGGGAUGGCUCUCACACAUCACAGACGAAGCAGAAGCCUCCACCCAAACGUAAACACCCUUUACUAGCAACGAAAAAAAAAAUCUUGCGCCUAAUAUUACUCACUCGCGAGUCAAAUUAGACCUCAAGCACCAUCACCUGUUGUCCCUCUUACGUGUUCCCUUUUUGAACGCCUUUAUUUUGUAGGCAAGUGGUGUCUCAGGGUUCCCUCUUUGCAGCAAGGGCCACAGGGUAGAAGAACUCAUCACGUUUGUUAUUCUGUUACUGUCGUAAAUACACAAGUGUCCUCUCUGUCUCUCUCUCUCUCGGAUUCUUUAUCUUUUUUCUGCACGUUGUGAAGAAUCACAUCUCAAACAUUCAUGCUGGGGUGGGGGCAAACAGUUAUUAUUGACCCUUCUAUCUUUUUUGCCUCCCUGGUUCCUACGACACUGUGAUAAUAAAUAAUAAAAGCUCACUGAGGCUGGAGUUGUGGGCUUGUUGUUACUCACAGAGGGGGCCAUUGUUCACACAAACACACCAUGCACAUCUCGGAGACAGACACACAGUCACAAGACACGAGCAGUGGGUGGGGAGCAUUCGUCUUCUGUAAGUUUUACACUUUGUGGAGAAUCGCAUCUCAAACACGGGAGGAGGGGAGCAAAGGCGGUAUUGUCGGCCCCCCUCCCAGUAUUUUCUUUGGAAAGAGGCAGCUGCCCCCCUGCCCCCCAGUUUCUACGCGGGUAUGGAGCAGGAGGCGGAACCCCUCACCUGUCUACGGAUGAGUUUGUAGAGAGGUGAAUAUCACGUGAUUAGUUCAUCCUGUCUAGUGACAAACACGCGCAGCACCACCGUCCUGUCUGCUGGUGACGACACUCAUCUCCUGACUUACCUCAGGCACGGGCGAGGGGCGUGUGAACACUGUGAACAGACGAAUGAAGGCAUUAGCUACCUGUCAGUGCAUGGACACCUGGUCGCUGUGUGAACUCUCCUGGCAACGCAGGUAAAACAUUCUCAAAACAACCUGCAGGACAGUAAUGAGUUGAAUGACCGCCAGACAAAACCAACGUGUGGAAAAACAAAGGCCGCUCUAAAAAAAAAAAAAAAAAAAAAACACACAAAGUGUUUUAACCGAGGGACAAUUUUGUCACCAAAAGAAAAGGUGCUCGAAGAAACAAGUUCCAUUAUUCUUCCUUGCCUCCUACUGUCCUACUCAAAUGUGGACAGCACAGCGCCACGUGGCCUCCGUACACCCAGCCUCAGAACAUGUCAGCACCGGUCCCAAACAUGGCCGAGCAGACGUGAAGGACACGUGGACAUCCCCACCAUCAGGGACCUCCGUGCGAGUGGAGCUGCGCAAGGCGUUGAGCUUGAAGGAAGCGGUGGUGGUGCUGGUGGGUAACAUUGGAGGCACCUCCAUCUUCAUCGGCGCGACCAGCAUCCAGGCGCUGACCGGCUCGGCGGGGUUGGCGGUGGUGAUGUGGCUGGUCGGGGGUGUGAACAUGAUGUUGAUGGCGUUCAGCGUGUGCGAGCUUGCUCUGCUGCUGCCGCAGGCCGGGGGGCCCUACUCCUACACCAAGUUUGUCUUCGGCAACACGGCUGCCUUUGUGGUCCUCAUGGGCUUCGUCACCUUUGUGGGGUGUCCGGCCUGGGCGCUGGGCGCCUACACUGCUGCCCUCUACCUGCUGACCCUCGUCACCCCCUGCAGCCCCCCGGACUUGGCCGUCAAGCUCGUGGCUGCCUCCCUCUUGUUUGCACUGGUGUGGGUUAACUGUACCUACACCAAAUAUGUCACCAGGCUUCAGGUAGUGUUUACAAUGGCCAAGUUCAUCGCUAUGGUGAUCAUCAUUGUGGCUGGUUUCACCACAGUCUCACAAGGAUCAAGUCAUGAAAACAUACAGCAUCUGAUGGAUGACACCAGCACGUGUUUUGGAAGCAUUGCUCUCAGUCUUUUUGCAUCAAACUUUGCAUAUGCAGGCUGGCAAGUGAUCGCUAUGCUCAUCGAGGAAAUGCACGACCCUGCAAGGUGGGUGUUGGCUUCUACAGACUGCACGUCACAUUCCUCCUUGUCUGCCAGCCUCUCCCGUUACUUAGAUGUACCACGUGCAGUGGCCUACAGCUUCCUAAUUGUCAUCUUGAUGUUUGUCAGUACGAGCUUUUCCUAUUACAUAGUUCUCUCUCCUGCUGAGGUCAUGCACUCAGAUGCUGUCGCCAUGACCUUAGGUCAAUACGUCCACCCUGUGCUGCCCUAUAUGCUGGCACUCACUGUCGCUCUCUGCAGUAUUGGCACUGUCAAUGUCACUAUCAUGGGACAGUCAAGAAUAUUGUACGCUGCCGCUCGCAAUGGUCACAUGCCCAGGCUGCUGGCUAUGCUGCACACCAAGUACCUCAUGCCUUGGCCUGCCAUCAUCACCGCAUUGCUGGGGGCACUGGUCAUGCUGAUGUCAGGCUCGGUGAUGACGAUGAUUCAGUAUGUCAGUCUCUUUUUCAGCAUCAUGAUGUUGGUGCUCCUCCUUGCUCUCAUCUACCUUCGCUGCGUCGGUGCCACAAGUCCCUUCACCCACACAACAUUCAAGAUGCCAAUAGUGGUGGUGGUGUUUCAAGUAGCCUUGAUGCUGGCGCUAAUUGUCGUAUCUGUAGCAGAGAAACCUAAUGAGCUGGGAUUCUGCAUUAUGCUUCUGGCCUGCACAAUCCCCAUCUACCUAGUCUGUAUCAGGUGGUCGAAUAAACCACAAGCAUUUGUUAACCUUAUGGACCACCUGACAACCUUUAUACAGAAGCUGUUGCAACUGGAGCUUUCCAGUUCUUUCACUGGGCAGCAAAAAGUUUGAACACAUCCACUCCAACUGUUACUGCGUGUCUACUCUUAAAAAUAAGAACAUUUGGACUCAU
Messenger RNA from Pomacea canaliculata, 3322 nucleotides. RefSeq names its product large neutral amino acids transporter small subunit 2-like. Gene Ontology annotation, molecular function: L-amino acid transmembrane transporter activity. Bases 1648 to 3261 code for a protein of 537 amino acids. The record is from RefSeq and is a predicted model, not a curated record. Gene Ontology annotation, cellular component: membrane. Lineage: Eukaryota; Metazoa; Mollusca; Gastropoda; Architaenioglossa; Ampullariidae. The transcript is spliced from 10 exons. Gene Ontology annotation, biological process: amino acid transmembrane transport.